Messenger RNA from Telopea speciosissima, 1885 nucleotides. RefSeq names its product transcription termination factor MTEF18, mitochondrial-like. Gene Ontology annotation, molecular function: double-stranded DNA binding. Lineage: Eukaryota; Viridiplantae; Streptophyta; Magnoliopsida; Proteales; Proteaceae. Gene Ontology annotation, cellular component: chloroplast. Bases 133 to 1842 code for a protein of 569 amino acids. Gene Ontology annotation, biological process: regulation of DNA-templated transcription; chloroplast organization. The transcript has a single exon. The record is from RefSeq and is a predicted model, not a curated record.
AUUUCAAUGUGGCAGUUCGAAGCUCGAGCAUCUCAGGAUGUGUUCUUGCCAGAAGCCCAGAACUCCAUGAGAGCUCCUACUCGGUUCCUUGAGAACCCUCAGACUUAAACGCUACUGAAACUCAUUAUCAUUAUGCGUUUCGUUCCCAUCUCUGUCUCGCUCUGCAGCUUCAUCUCGCGGCAUUUCAGUUCUUCAAUUACGCUCUCUGAGUUCCCAAAGCUUCGGAAAAUCCCAUUCAAGUAUCGAGCUCGAGCUAUCCAACAAGCCCAGCAAGCUCUAACUGAGUAUCUUCAUACCACCAGAUCCUUAUCCUUCACCCAUGCUGAGCACAUAAGUAAGAAUUCCGUGGUUUCCCUUUCUGAUCUCAUUUCAAGGGUUGAAUUCUCGACCUCCAACUUCUUCAGGAAUUUCCAGAAGUUCCUCAGCUACCAUCCCAUCAACGAAAUUGAGUUCUUCUUCGAGAGUAUCGGUAUACCUCCUUCCGAAAUUAACGGUUUCUUGUCGCGCCAUGAAUUCUUCCUAUCCGAAGACGGGAAUAUUUUGAAGGUAGCUCAUGUGCUUUCUGCUUUUGGAUUCCCAUGGAACAGGCUAGGACAUCUGUACAAGGAGGAAAUUUUUUCAAUUUUUGGUGAGACCCCAGGUGCUUUGAUUGCUAGGCUUAAUCGUUUGAGAGAGUUUGGGUUUGAUAAUGUUUCUGUGGCUGGUAUAUGUUUGGCUUUCCCUUUCGUACUGAAUGGGAACGAUGAAUUGGUUGGGCAAAUUGAUGCGUUAUUUGAUGAUUUGAGAAGGGCUUGUUUUAAUUUUGGUUUGGCGAGCCAUGUAGAGUGGAAUGCGGAUUCAUGGUAUGAGAUUUGCAGAAAAAUUAGGGUUUUCUAUGAUCUGGGAUGUGAGAAGGGGAAGAUGGGAGAACUGUUUGGCAUGGGACAGGACGUUUUUCUUCAGUACUCAGAAGAGUUUCUGGUGCAAAAGGUGGAAUACUUUUGUAGAUUUGGUGUAAAGAAAGCUGAUGUGGCUUUGUUGCUUCUCCAGUACCCCGAGAUUCUGAAUUAUGACUUGGAGAGCCCUAUGAUUUCAGUUUUAGAUUUUCUGAAAUAUAUUGGACUGAGCGAAGAGCAACUGAAUUCUGUUUCUCACCAGUACCCUUAUGCUUUGGGCAGGAACAAGUUGGGUAAUUUGCCUCAUGUGAUGAGAGCAAUGGAUCUUCACCAGUGGUUCUUCAAAAAGAUCAUGAAUGGGGAACACCACCUGUUAACUAAUUUUGUUUUUAGUAGUCCUGAUACCUAUUUGGAUAAUGAGUUUAAACAUCACUUGGAGAGAAUUCAAUCUGCUCGGAAUCACAGAUACAUGAUAGGGAAGUUGGACUUCUUACUUGGAAUUGGAUUUGGGGAGAAUGUUUCCACCAUGAAGGCCUUUUCUUCAUUGCAUGGCUCAAGCUUCGAAUUGCAGGAGAGGUUUGAAUGCCUUCUGCAACUAGGUAUUAAAUUCUCCAAUCUCUGUAAGAUGGUUAGCUCGAGGCCUAGUAUCCUCAACCAGAAUCCAGACAUGCUUGAACAGAAGGUCACCUUCCUCUGCAAGGACUGUGGGAGCUCUCUAGAAUACCUUGAUGUUUUCCCAUCUUACCUGUGCUUCGAUUUAGAGAACAGGAUCAAGCCUAGAAUUAGAUUCUAUAUGUGGCUUACAGAUAAGGGUUUGGCUGAAAGUGACUAUUCAGUUGCAAGCAUGGUCGCUACUUCUGAAAAGAAUUUCCUUGCUCGUCUUCACAAAGUUCACCCAGCUGCUCCAAAACAGUUCUUGGAGUGUUUUUCUUCUGAAAAAACAUCUGACAGUGAUCAAGAGACAUAGAUUAUGCAAUCCCAGACUAUUUGCAGUUCAUCGUUGAUUAACU